Podarcis muralis (Common wall lizard) is the source of this 1225-nucleotide messenger RNA. The record is from RefSeq and is a predicted model, not a curated record. Lineage: Eukaryota; Metazoa; Chordata; Lepidosauria; Squamata; Lacertidae.
AUGGCCAAGGAGAAAGUGACCGAAGGAGCACAAAAGGUGCCACCCCUUUCCUUAUGUAAUGCCAACUGCCUUCCUGGUUAUGAGAAGAAAAAGAAGGAGGGGAAGAAGUUUUGUUGUUAUGAUUGUGAUCCAUGUCCUCGUGGGAUGUUCUCAGAUGAAAAGGGAUUGGAAACCUGUGCCAGAUGUCCUCCGGAUCAAUAUCCAAAUGAAGAGCAGGAUCAGUGCAUUCCCAAGAAACCAAACGUCCUAGGCUUUGGUGAAACUUUGGCCGUGGUUUCAACUUUCUCUGUGCUUUUAUUCUCUCUGAUUACAGCUAUGGUACUUGGCAUUUUCAUUAAGCACCGGGACACUGCCAUCGUCAAAGCCAAUAACAGAAGCCUCGCUUACAUUCUCCUCAUCUCCCUCCUCUUGUGUUUCCUCUGCUCCUUGAUGUUCAUUGGAAUGCCUAAUAAGGCAACCUGCCCACUCCGACAAACAGCUUUUGGCAUUGUCUUCUCUGUGGCCCUCUCCAGCAUCUUGGCCAAGACUAUUUCAGUGGUUUUGGCAUUCAUGGCUACCAAGCCAGAUUCCACAGUCAGGAAAUGGGUAGGCAAAAAACUGGCUUACUCCAUCGUCCUUUCCGGCUCCAUUGUUCAAGUGGGACUCUGUGUCUUCUGGCUAGCAACCUCGGCCCCAUUCCCGGAUGUGGACAUGCACUCAAUGACUGAAGAAAUUAUAUUCUUAUGUAAUGAAGGGUCAGUUCUCAUGUUCUAUUGCAUUUUGGGCUACAUGGGCUUCCUGGCCAUUAUCAGCUUCACUGUGGCCUUCUUAGCCAGGAAGUUGCCGGACAGCUUCAAUGAAGCCAAGUUCAUCACCUUCAGCAUGCUGGUCUUUUGCAGUGUUUGGUUCUCCUUUAUUCCCACAUACCUGAGCACCAGAGGAAAAUACAUGGUGGCUGUGGAGAUCUUCUCCAUCUUGGCUUCCAGUGCUGGGCUGCUGGGUUGCAUCUUUUCCCCUAAAUGCUACAUUAUUGUGGUGAGGCCUGAGCUGAAUAACAGAGAGCAGCUGAUACGGAGAAAGAUGUAAAGAACAGUAGAGUUUGUCAUUUCUGUAUUUAGAAUCUGUAGAAUUGUUAGCAUGGUAAUUUGCCUGUGGUUUUUUAAGAAAGGAAGUUAACUGAAGUGAUCAAAAUAACAAAAUGAUGAAAAUAACAAUAGAGAUUGUCUUACCAUUUAUGUUCUUGAUA